UCGUUUACGUGCGUUGGCUUGGGUCAGAUAGAGAAAUUGCCGCCAUCAUGAUGAACAGCGGUGGAAUCGGGGUCCCCCUCGGCUUUCCUUUAACUCCUACUUCGGUUAUUCAAGUCACUAAUUUAUCCUCCGCGGUUACUAGUGAGCAGAUGCGGACGCUCUUCGGUUUCCUAGGUGACAUUGAGGAGUUGCGCCUUUACCCUCCGGACAAUGCACCGCUCGCUUUUUCUUCCAAAGUAUGUUAUAUUAAGUUUCGGGAGUCUUCAAGUGUUGGUGUGGCCCAGCAUCUAACAAAUACAGUUUUUAUUGACAGAGCUCUGAUAGUUGUACCCUGUGCAGAAGGUAAAAUCCCAGAUGAAGCCAAAGCCCUCUCUCUCUUGGCUCCUGCUCCAACAAUUACAAGCCUGAUUCCUGGUGGAGGAUUGCUUCCUAUACCAACGCCUCCUGUGAAUUCAAUAGGAAUUUCCCUUGGUCCACUAGGAGCUAUACCAGCAACAGCAUUGGAUCAUAACAUUACAGCCAUUGGAGACAUACCCCAGCCACCCAUUAUGGGCAAUGUGGAUCCUUCCAAGAUUGAUGAAAUUAGAAGGACUGUAUAUGUGGGAAACUUGAAUUCCCAGACUACAACAGCUGAUCAGUUGCUUGAGUUUUUCAAGCAAGUUGGAGAAGUGAAGUUUGUGCGGAUGGCAGGUGACGAAACCCAGCCAACACGCUUUGCCUUUGUGGAAUUUGCUGACCAGAAUUCUGUACCUAGAGCUCUUGCCUUUAAUGGAGUUGUGUUUGGAGACAGACCAUUGAAAAUAAACCACUCCAAUAAUGCAAUAGUGAAGCCACCUGAAAUGACACCACAAGCUGCUGCAAAGGAGUUGGAGGAAGUGAUGAAGAGAGUACGGGAAGCUCAGUCUUUUAUAUCCGCUGCUAUUGAGCCAGAGUCUGGAAAGAGCAGUGAAAGAAAAGAUGGUCGAUCGCGUUCCCAUUCACGUUCAGAAUCCAGAUCUAGUUCAAAAUCUCGAAGGAAAAGAUCACACUCAAAACUCAGGAGUAGAUCCCGUGGUAGAUCACUCUCUAGUCAAAAGGACAGACGCAGAUCCAAAAGUCCACUCAAAAAGCGUUCAAAGUCUAAAGAACGCCGAAGAUCAAGAAGCAGCUCUCCUUCUCGGAGAGAAAGAGAAAGAGAAAGAGAUGAAAAAAAGAAAAAGGAGAAGAGAUCAAAAACACCGCCUAGAAGUUAUAGUUCUUCAAGAAGAUCACGUAGUUCUAGCAGAGAUCGAAGGAAGAGGAAGAGCCGAAGUCCUUCAAAGUCUCCCAGAUCAUCCAAAAUCACAAAAAGGAAAUCAUCUCGGACUCCAUCUCCAAGGAGAAGCAAGAAAGACAGAAAAACAGAAAAGGAGAAAGAUGUAAGUAAUGAUCGAAGAAGAGAGAGGGAGAGAUCUACCUCAAAGCAAAAGAGUAGUAAAGACAAAGAGGUCAAAGAGAAAUCAGAUAAAACCGCAAUUGUGAAGGAUAAAGAUCUCAGUAAAGAGAAUCAAAAUUCUGAAAUCAGUAAAGCAGCAGAGGAAGAAGAGACAACAAUUGCAGCAGAAAUUGAACAACAACAGAAUGGGAACUGCCAACCAAAUGAAGACACGAUCUCAGUUAAAACUGAAGAUGUGUAGAAUAUUGAAUGGACCUUUGACCCAUUUUGCAAAAGAAAUACAAAACCUUUUGUUUGAUCUCCAAAAUACAUCAAAAGAGGAUAAAAAAAAUUAAGCAAUCAACUGGCCAUACCAAAUUCUGCUAGCAGCUACUCCAGUCUUGGUGGUUUGGUCAGCUUGAGGACUGACAAGAAGCAGGACUCUGACCAAUAGGAUAUGCUGUUACAAAAGCAAGCAGCAAUGGUCAUAUCUUCCAAAAUAAAUGUAUUUCAUUGAUCAUAAAAUACUAGGUGGUUGCAAUCUAUACUAUCCUGAAAAGCUACCAGAGGGAUGCAUUUGGAAGUUGUUAAAAUAUUUGUAGAUUGAUAAAUUUUGUUUUUUCUUAUGGUUUUAAAACUAAACUCCAUGUGAUAUGUUUUGAUGAUGUGCUUGAAAAUGGUGCAGAAAUAAACAUAUUUCCCUUGAUGUUGUAAAUUACAAGUGAUGAAAAGUUUUAACUUAACAGUUUUACAUUUGUGUUUAUGCCCACAAAGGUAAGUGAAGAUUCUUCCUCUGUUGUUUGUGACUUUCUUUUUAUAUUUUUAAAAACAUAUUUCACAACGUAAGUCUACAAUUCUUCUCUUAAUUAGUAGUUGAUCAAUGCAUGCUAAUGUUCUGAUUCUAAAAAGAAGAUACAUGUUUAUACUAGAGUUCCAUUCUUCCAAUUAUAAGCACAUCUUUGUAGUAAUUCCAGACAACUGACUUUGUCUUGAGUUGUAUUACAGGGUGCCUACUCACUUGCAAAUUGAACAGAACAGAAAGACAAAUUUUUACUUGUUAGUGGAGAUGUAGAGCACAAGCUGAUGCUUUAGUGCCUUUGACACAGAAUAGUGAUUUCUAGUAAUGUAGAGGUUUUUUUUUAAAAAAAAUCUCUGUUUGAGUUGCUCUUUUUGAUGAUUAUCACACCAGUAGGCAAGCAUUUGAAAGAUGUCAGUCAUAUCAACUAUUAGUUAUUUGAAAUAAUUUGAAGAUCUCUUGAUUUCAAGUAAAAAAACCAACAACCCUAUGUAAUAUAUGGAUUAAUUGCUGUUUAGGGACCAUAAAAAAGUGAGCAUUUUAUCCAAUUAAUCCAUACAUUUUUCAGAUCAUAUACUGAAACAUGGAAUUGAAUAGUGCUAAAAAGAAGUAAUUUACUUCUCAUCAGGACUGGAACUUAGAAAGCUCCCUUUAAAAGCACGUAUCUUAAGGGCUAAAUGUAAGAGGUUAUUUCUAUACUUUCUAUCAGAAGUAAAGAAAUAAUUAAGAUUUCUGUUCUGUUUGAUAAAGUUCUGAAAGAAAAAAAGCAACUAGUUCUAGUCUCAUUGCAGCCUUUUAAAAUUUAAAGCAAAGGGUUAUACUGUAAAAUCAAGAACUAUUUGAAUAUAAUGUAAUACAAUCAUAUGGCCUUAUAGCACUGAAAAAAAAGUAUGAAAAGCCAAAUAGUCAUAUAGCUUUCAGUUUGUGUUUUCAAUAUUUCUGUUUAUGGACAGAUAGGUGAGUAUGAUAAAAUGAAAGCUAUAAGAUAAGAGGGCUCUUAGAUUGUGACACUGCUUUAGUAGCUCAUUGUUGGGUAAGGUGUUUUUGUUUGUUUUUUGUUACAGUCUAAAGUUUUUUUUUCUUCAAAAAACCUUUAGUGAAUGCUUUACCAUGUAAAGUAUGGACAGUAAUUUUGUGAUGUUUAUGCCACAUAAAGUUGGCUUGCAAACAGCUUAUUCUGAUAAAGCAAAGACAAACCUCAUGCUUCUUGAAGGACUGUGAAAGAUUGUGUCUUGCAACAGCAGCUGUCAUAUUUAUGAUUUGUAAGUAGCAUAGAGCAAAGAUUGUAUACCUGCUAUCUUUGGUACCAUCACUAAUAAAUUUUAGUAUUUUAGAGAGAAGUAGUUUUGAUUUGCUUUUUAAAAUAAUGCCUGAAAGUUUAUUAUCAUUUACUACAAUAGCUGCAUUUUGUUAUAUGGAUACUUUGGUUUGUGUUGGUAUAUAUAGCAAAGUAAAAAAGAUGGAGCCCAGAAGAGAUAUGUAUUAAAAGUUUAUAACUUUUCAGUAUAAAGUAUGGUAAUGUUCCAAGUUUUUUUCAUAUAUUGCCAAAUGUGGUAUCACUUUAAUUUACAAGCAGAGGCUGAGAUGGUUACAAUGGGCCUAGUGAGUGUUUGAUUAGGAUCAAUUUAAGACUAGUUAAUGUAGUAGCUGAAUAGGUUAAGGUCGUUUGAGUACAAUAAAAUCCCUGUUAAAAUUG
Messenger RNA from Thamnophis sirtalis, 3885 nucleotides. The record is from RefSeq and is a predicted model, not a curated record. NCBI's taxonomy places the organism in Eukaryota, Metazoa, Chordata, Lepidosauria, Squamata, Natricidae.